ACGUUAGCAAAAAGGUUCCAAAACACAAACAAAAGUAGAAAUGCUUCUCUUUUUAAAAUCAAUAAGUUUCAGAUCAGUCAAUCCACAAAAUCAAGAAUCAGAUCAACAAGAUAUGAAGAACAAUAGCUGCAGGGAAUUAGCUACAGCUACUUCAACUUCAUCAUCAUGUAUAUCUCUAACAGUUUGGAGAAAAUCACUUAUUUUCAGCUGUAAAGGUUUCACAGUAAUCGGAUCUGAUGGUAGUUUAGUGUAUAGGGUUGAUAAUUAUUCCGGCGGCCGCGGUCAAAUCACUCUCAUGGAUGGCUCUGGAAAACCUAUCCUCACCAUAUGUCGCCAUAAGACGCUAAGGCUAGCAGACAACAAUUGGUUCAUAUAUGAAGGAGAAGUUGGGAAUGAUAAGUACAACAGUAGUAGUAGCAAGUCUUCAUCGUCAAGAAAGAAGCCUAUAUUCUCUGUAAAAAAACAAAUGAAGAUUUUACACAGUAACAUCAACGUUCUUGCCCAUGUUUAUUAUCAAGGAAUAUCUAAGAAGAGAUAUUCUUAUAUUAUUGAAGGGUCAUAUGCAAACCGAUCAUGCAAAGUGUUGGACGCUGAGUCAAGAAAUGUUGUAGCAGAAAUAAGGAAGAAGAAAGCAGUAACUGACGGUGUAACUUUUGGAUUAGAGGUUUUUGUAUUGGUUGUAAUGCCAGGAUUCGACUCUGGAUUUGCCAUGGGUAUGGUGUUGUUGCUAGAUCAAAUGUUCUCCUAACUUGUUUCAACAUGCAUGUAUUGUGUAUUGUAUUUUCUUGAGAGAAUGUGAUGUUGUAUAUAUAUUGUCUUGGGCAUCCUCCAUUCAUGAAAGAAAAAAUUGGGAGUUCGGCGAAGGCCAAGGUCAAUUUUCUUAAUAUAUAUCAGAGUCAGACUCA
Messenger RNA from Nicotiana attenuata, 905 nucleotides. Its product is annotated as protein LURP-one-related 17-like. Bases 41 to 748 code for a protein of 235 amino acids. The record is from RefSeq and is a predicted model, not a curated record. The transcript has 2 exons. Lineage: Eukaryota; Viridiplantae; Streptophyta; Magnoliopsida; Solanales; Solanaceae.